Molecule: messenger RNA, 1705 nt
Organism: Lethenteron reissneri (Far Eastern brook lamprey)
Lineage: Eukaryota; Metazoa; Chordata; Hyperoartia; Petromyzontiformes; Petromyzontidae
Product: E3 ubiquitin/ISG15 ligase TRIM25-like
Molecular function (GO): protein binding; zinc ion binding
Source: RefSeq, a predicted model, not a curated record
GAGCUACAGUCAGAGACUGCCUGAGCUCCAUCAAGCGCCCGUCUCAGAGUGAAGCCACAGGGCCAUGGCGAGUGUGGCUCCCAGUGGUAGCGAGGCUCCAGGGGAGUUGACCUGCCCCAUCUGCCUGGACACCUCCCGCUGCCCCUGCACGCUCAGCUGUGGCCACUCGUUCUGCCUCGAGUGCGUGGAGGGCGCCUGGAAUGCGGCAGAGUCCUUCUCCUGCCCGCAGUGCCGAGUGACCUUCCCUCAGAGGCCCAAGCUGAGCAAGAACUUCACUCUCGCCAACCUGGUGGAGCAGCGUAGUGCUGCAGAGAAAAUGGCCACAGUGGUCUUGUGUGACUUCUGUAACGAUGGCACGACCUCUGCCUCCAAGACCUGCCUCAGUUGUGAUAUGUCCUACUGUGUGACUCAUGUAAAGCCUCAUCAGGAGAACCCGAAGUUCAGGGACCACAUUCUGGUGGAUCCAGUCACAAAUCCUGAAGAACGCAAGUGCAAGACGCACAGAGAUGAGAUUAAGUUUUACUGCCGACAGGACGAAAGCUUGGUCUGCACAACCUGCACCAUCGCAGGAGACCACAAACGUCACAAUGUGGCUACGCUGGAGGAUGAGCACAAGAAACGGGAGAAACAAAUUGGAGAGGAGACGCGGGUGGUGGAGGAGAAGAAGAGGGAGGCGGAGGAGUCCGUGAGGCGGAUGGAGGCCGCUCGCAGGGACGUGCAGGGAUCCAUGGCAGAUGAAAAGGCCUCAAUCUCGGUCAGAUUCGCACACGCGAGAGCAGCGUUGGAUGCGGAGGAGAAGGCGGCUUUAGAGCAAGCGGAGAAGAAAUGGCGCAAGCUGCUGUCCCUGAUCGAGAAGAAGAUCGCUCACGACCAGCGCGAGAUCAGCGAGCUCCAGGCAGCAGCCACUCGCCUGCAGGCCCUAGCGCAGGAGAGGGACUCGCUCACGUUCCUGCAGGGGCACCUGGAGGAGAAGCGCAGGAAAAAGACGACUAUCACUCACGACUCGACACAGGACAACAUGGGACUGAGUGUGGGGACAGGGAGAGCUACAGCAGCUCCACCCUCAACUCCUAGUCAAGAGGACAUUGCCUCGCUUAAAGGCACCGAGGGAACUGUGGCCAAACUCCUGUAUGGACGCUCACCGACUCUGGACACAGACUCAGCUCAUAAAAAACUCCAGAUCUCCUCGGAUCUCAGGACGAUGACGCUGACCGGUUCCUCCCAGUGUCGCCCCGAUCACCCACACCGGUUUAAUAGCUGUCCACAAGCCCUGUGCCGUGAGAGCUUCUCGUCGGGCCACCACUACUGGGAGGUGGACGUGGAGGACGCGCGGAUGUGGCGGGUUGGAGUCGCGUACGGGACGAUCCCACGGAAAAUGAGUGGUGGUGCUCCACAUCUGCUGGGAGACAGCGACACGUCCUGGUGUUUAGAGAAAAGUGACAACUUAUUUUCCAACAAAUUCUCAGUGUUUCAUGGUGGAGUGAAGACCUCACUGUCGGUGAGGGGUGCCCCCUCCCCCAGCAGAAUCGGGCUUCACCUGCACUGGGAGGGGGGGCUCCUGGUGUUUUACCGCGCCGACUCCAUGGAGGUGAUCCACGAGGUUCGGCAGAGAUUCUCGCAGCCUCUCUACCCUGGGAUGUGGGUGCAGAGUUGUAAUGAACCAUUGAAGAUCGUGGAUCUGCAUCCUGAGGAUGAGGAGAGAUAG